Molecule: messenger RNA, 3178 nt
Organism: Cryptotermes secundus
Lineage: Eukaryota; Metazoa; Arthropoda; Insecta; Blattodea; Kalotermitidae
Product: zinc finger protein 271
Exons: 10
Coding region: 188-2710 (840 amino acids)
Biological process (GO): regulation of transcription by RNA polymerase II
Cellular component (GO): nucleus
Molecular function (GO): zinc ion binding; RNA polymerase II cis-regulatory region sequence-specific DNA binding; DNA-binding transcription factor activity
Source: RefSeq, a predicted model, not a curated record
AUUAAUGGAGAACAUUACUAUUUCAUCUCUGAAAAACGUAGACACAGGUUGUUCAAAUUUGUACAAUUGUUUUGGAGUUUAUAUGUUCGUCGGUCUCUUUUUGUCUGUAAAACUGAACUACUUUUAAUAUAAAUCAGCCACAAUUCGUUGUAUUUCAAUUCUAGAGUCAGGUUUGUAAAAUUUCAUUAUGAGUGAUGAAAGCUCAGUGAAUAGCUCAGAUUGGCAGAAUGAAGGUGAUAACAGGAGUUUGGACAGUGAAGAGGAUCUUGAUGUAUUGACAAGUCAGCUAUGUCGACUCUGUGCAGAAGCAAGUGAAGAUAUGGUUCACUGUUUUGGAGAGAGAGGAAAGGAACUUCAACUGGUUGAUAAAAUUCAUACACAUCUGCCAAUCUUGGUUACUGAAGAUGACUUACUGCCUAUUAAUGUUUGUACUUCCUGUGUCUCAAAACUGGAAAUAUGCCAUGAAUUGGUGAUCAACUGUUUGGAUGCAGAUGCCCGAUUACGGACUAUUCUAGGCUUUGAUGUAAUGCCAACUGAGGAGGAACACUAUAGGUAUACAAGACCAGAGAGUCCUAAUUCAGAUGAUUCUAGUGAAAAAACAGAACAGUCACAAGAUGAUGAUUUAAUGAAACCAGACACAAAAGCAAUUAAAGAGCAAGCACCAGAAGAAACUGAGGAAAAACUUCAAUUGGAUGAUAAUCAUAAUGCAGAACACAAAAGUGGUUCCAAACCUGAGGUUAAGGCAGGUUACAAGGUAAUUUUGCUAAAAAUGAAAAAAUCAAACACAGUGUCACCUGAUACACAGAUGCAGAAGGCUAUGAAGUUUCUGAAAACUGGAGGAAAGACUUAUAAAGUUCUCAACACAACAAACCAGAAAUCACUUAUUGUGAAGAAAACAGAAAAGGAUGAAGUUUCUGCUAAAGGAGCUCAGCUAAAGAACUUGACUACACAAUCCCAGGAAAAUGACAUCUAUACUAAACAAAAACAAUGUGUAAGAAAUGAAGAAAAGGAAGCCAAGGAGCAAACUGACAAGGGAAAAGAUAAACAAAAUGCAGACUGGGAUAAAGUAAAGUAUGAGUGCAUUUACUGUGAUGAAAAUAUAAUGGGUAAAAAGGAGUUUGUCCUGCACCAAAUUUCUGUCCAUAACAAUGAAGUAUUUGGCUGUGAAGACUGUGUUCUAGUUUAUGAGCUGAAAGAAGAUUUUGAAGAACAUGUUAAAUCCCAUCACAGUGAAAAAGCAAAUUUGACUACAGAUGAUAAAAGUUCCAGUAUCCCCAAAGACCAACCUGUAGACUGUGGUAAACGAAAAGACACAUCUGAAUUUUCUACAAAACCUGCAAAGAAAACCGCAUUUUCAGAAGAUUUUAAUUCAAAUCUGGAGCGUCCUGCGAUUGGUGAAACAGAAAAUGAAGAAGACAAGUACUGGAAGUGGAAGGUGUGGCAGUGCAAAUGGUGCAAUCAUGUGGCAACCACAAAACAAGGUUGGAGGCAACAUGUUUGUGAGCGACUACAGGAGUUUCAUUGUCCUGUCUGUGGUGAUCAGUUUGACUCUGAACAAGGACUAGAGGAGCACCAAAAUACUGUUCAUAAGGAACAAAGCAGGAAAUCUCAGAAGACUCAACAACCAAAGCAAACAGAAGAACAGAGGUUUCAGUGUGCUACCUGUGGGAAAAUGUACAAUACCUGGGCACAGUUAGUACAGCACUCACGUAUCCAUUUAGGCCAGUACAAAUGCCCCCUUUGUGACUACAGUUUUAAUCGUCAAAGCAACCUAGUCACACACAUCAAACGGCACAGAAUGGAGCAAGGCUUUACAUGCAGGGUCUGCCUUGAGACAUUUUCAAAUAGAGGAGAACUCAUAAUUCAUCGAAGGAACCACACAAGAGAGGAACUGUUGGGUGUGAAGUUGUCAUUCCCAGUGAAAAAGAUGGAAGUGGAGGAGCAAGAAGAGACAACAGAAGGGUCGACAUCUUCCCCCUACAGGUGUCCAAUAUGUUACAGAACUCUUACGACACAACAGCAAUUGGAAAGUCAUGUGGCCAUGCAUACAGACAACAGCUUUCCAUGCCACAUAUGUGGAAAGGUUUUGAGCAAGAAGAAUACUCUUGAGUACCAUCUGAGAACACACACUGGUGAGAAACCAUUCACGUGCAGGAUGUGCCCUGCAGCUUUCCAGUCUCGGGUUGGCUUGAUUGUACAUGAAAGAAUACACACAGGAGAGAAACCUUACCAAUGCGAUCAGUGUGAGAUGGCAUUCCGAUGUCGUGCAACUCUCAAUCAGCACAAGGUUGUCCACUCUGAUGAGCGGCCUUAUUGUUGCACACACUGUGGAAGAGGUUUUAGACGACGUGACACACUGGACACACAUAUUCGCACCCAUACAGAUGAGCGUCCCUAUGCCUGUCGUCUUUGUGGACGUGCCUUUAGACAGAAAGGAGACUGCAGCAAACAUGAGAAAACUCAUGGAAAACGUGCAAAGUCUCUUGUGCUACUCACUGAAGGAGAUAGUGCAGCUGUGUACAGCUGUCCAUUGUGUGGGCAAAUGUAUGAGCUGAAAGAAGAUUUGGACCACCAUUUUGAAAAUGAACAUACGCCUGAAGAGAAAGCCUCUAGUAUUGUUAUUAUUAAUUCUGACAAUGUUAUAACAAUUCCAGGCAUUGCUACUGUUGGAGAAGAAAUUCCAAGUCUUGUGCUUCAUGAACUGCAAUGAACACAAAAACACUGUUUUGAACACCUGUACAGGAAGACAUUCAUAAAGAUAAUGACUUAUUAUAAUUUACAGUGAAAUCUCAUAAGUACAAGUGUUAUAGGACAAAGAAUACAACUGUGCUAUCCUCAAGUAUACUUAGGAAAUGUUAUGAUGUCUCGUUCCUGACAACACGUUUGUGCGUCUUCAUAUAAGUGCUCCAUGUACGCUUAGCCAUAAAACACUAGGCUGGGAAAAGCAGAUGACAUUGAAAAAGGUGCAUGGACUUAACUAUUUCACAGUUGUACUCAGAUACAGAUACAUAACGUUAGUAGCCAAUAUGGAAAUAAGUGGUUUCCAAUGAGUGCUAAGAAUAUAACUGAUGGAAAGAAAUGUGACAUUGAAAAGGUUAGCAGGGAAUUGUCAAACAGAAAAAAUAUAAUUCUGAUUCAAAAGACCCAAUAAACAAACAAACAAACACACUCAUAACAC